Messenger RNA from Phytophthora nicotianae INRA-310, 861 nucleotides. RefSeq lists its product as hypothetical. NCBI's taxonomy places the organism in Eukaryota, Oomycota, Peronosporomycetes, Peronosporales, Peronosporaceae. The record is from RefSeq and is a predicted model, not a curated record. The coding region runs from base 1 to 861 and encodes 286 amino acids. The transcript has a single exon.
AUGUCGUCGAUACUUAACCUAUCUGCGACGGAGCGUUAUAAAACGAUCCGCUACUUGAACUACGCUUCGCUGUUCCGCGACGAGUACGUUCUCAUUGACACACGUUACCAGAACAAGAUCAAUGCGGAUCCAACAAAGACGAUUUUCUCUCUGAUCAGCGAUACGAAGACGAAGAGCGACCACGGUGGGAUCAUCGUGGGUAAUCGCAUUCAAAACAUUGUGGAGGUCGAAGUGUACUCAUUCACGAUCUCGUACAAACCCGUCUACUUGACGUUCUACAAUAAGAUCACGCUUUCGAUCAACGAAUGGGUGUCGAAUUCGUUUGAAGCGUACGAAGGCGGGCAGUUUCACUUUUGCUUUGACAUCGACCAAAUCGACAACAAUCUUAUCUACCUCAAGCCAGUAAACCCCACGUACUCGUUUUCCAAGCCCGUCAACUACAUUGACUCGUUCUCAUUGAGCUUUGGAGCUGUUUUUCCAAAGAUUGCGUUCGAUUCCGAUCGUAUGGUUCCGCGUAACUUCAGUUACUUGAAUUCGUACGGGCUGGUAACCUUCGAUUCUGACCACGGACUUGUCACAGGCGAUCUAGUAUACAUCAUCGGCUUUGAAACUCCUGAUAUGGCACGGGAUAGUGUAAUUAUUAACGAAGUGAAUCGGUUAGAGGGACACACGAUCGUCAAGAAGAAUAACUCCUCGUUCAUCAUCAAUAUCGACCUGACAGCACUUCGCCACGAAGAGCCGCCGAACAGUGGUUACUACCCAAUUGACACGUUCAAACAGUCAAACGUGGUUGUUUUCUUUGCGUCCAAACGGGUUCAGAUCCAGAUGCGACUACGCUACCUAACGUCGUACAACACGUAA